Molecule: messenger RNA, 3337 nt
Organism: Durio zibethinus
Lineage: Eukaryota; Viridiplantae; Streptophyta; Magnoliopsida; Malvales; Malvaceae
Source: RefSeq, a predicted model, not a curated record
GCCGCCUUCCUUGCCAGCUAACGACCCAUUUUCCCAGCAGCCAAACAGGCCGUAGAUCUCCUUCCCUGUAAAUCCAAAGCACCCGGUUUUCAUUUGUUUGCUUGGAAUCCGAAGCACCCCUGAAACACACUCUCGAUCAAAUUUGCCAGAAAAGAAAAAAAAAAAUUCUCUUCAUUCUAAUAAAAUUUUCUCGUUCGCCAAAUCUCUCACAAAAACCAAAGGGGAAGAAUGGGAAGCAAUGCACCUACGAGCAGUGAUAGAACGAGAACAAAUUGGACGCCAACAAUGGAACGAUAUUUCAUUGAUCUUAUGUUAGAUCAAAUGCAUAGGGGUAAUAGAUUAGGUCAUACAUUUAACAAACAAGCUUGGACUGAUAUGUUGUCCAUUUUCAAUGCAAAGUUUGGGUGUAAAUAUGAUAGGGAUACUUUGAAAAGUCAUUAUACAAAUUUGUGGAAGCAGUAUAACGAUGUGAAGAACCUUCUUGAGCAAAACGGGUUUAGUUGGGAUGACACAAGGAAAUUGGUAGUUGCCCCACCGAAUGUCUGGGAUGCGUAUGUCAAGGGUCAACCAGAUGCACAGGUAUAUAGGAAUAAAACUUUGAUGAAUUUCAAUGACUUGUGCUUGAUAUAUGCGUAUACACAAGCAGAUGGAAGAUACAGCCGGUCAAGUCAUGAUAUUGACUUUGAUGAUGAUGCUCAAGGGGUGAAUUUCGCUGUUGGCAGUACCAUUCCUACAGCAAGUGAUGAGCGCCCAAAAAUAGAAUGGACGUUGGCCAUGGACCAAUACUUUAUUGAGCUUAUGCUGGACAAUCUAAGAAAGGGCAAUAACAGUAAGAACACAUUCAACAAACAAGCAUGGAAUGCGAUGCUUGGUUCAUUCAAUGCCAAGUUUUGUUUUCAGUAUGGAAAAAGCUUUUUAAGGCGUAGAUAUAGGAAACUGUUGAAGCACUACAGUGAUGUUCAGAGUCUACUUCAACAAAAAGGGUUUUCUUGGGAUGAUAAACAACAAAUGGUAGUUGCUGAUGAUCGUGUUUGGGAUAACUAUAUCAAGGCACAUCCAGAUGCCCGUACCUACAGAAAGAAGAAGAUGCCAAACUACCAAGGCUUGAGGUUGAUUUAUGGAAAUGCAAACAAUAAUGGAGUUUCAAGUCAUAUGUGCCAAGGAAGAAACACUGGGCCUAAAAUAUUACCAGCAUGGAAUGGUGGAGAAAACAAAGGCCAUCACCAUGAUAGAGGUGAGAUGCUGGGUACACAUUGGACACCAGCAAUGAAUUGUCAUUUUAUUGACUUGUUGCUUAACCAAGCACUUGGAGGGAAUAAAAUUGGUCAUUUGUUCAUACCUGAGGCGUGGACUCAAAUUGUUGCACUGUUCAAUGUAAAAUUUGGAUGUCACUAUGAUGAAGAUGCUUUGAAGUCUCAGGCCAAACACCUGAGGAUGCAAUAUAAUGACAUAAAGAUACUACUAGAACAGGAUGGCUUCUCAUGGGAUGACACACGAGAAAUGGUCAUUGCUGCGGAUUAUACUUGGGAUGCAUACAUGAAGGCACUUCCCAACACUCAAUCAUACAAAAACAAAACGGUGCCUGACUAUCACAAACUAUGUGUUAUAUUUGGCCAAGAAAGUUCUAAUGGAAGGUGCAGUAUGGCCCACAAAAGUGUGUAUCUUGAAAGUGAAGACCCAGAUUUGAUGAUUGGAGAUGCCUCCCAAUUCCAUGCUAGUAAUGGUUGUUCAAGGGUAGAUUGGACUCCUCUGAUGGAUCGACAUCUUAUUGACCUUUUGUUAGAGCAAGUGCAUAGAGGCAACAGGAUAAGUGAUGUUUUAAAUACUGAAGUAUGGAUGGAUAUUUCUUUUUCAUUUAUGGAAAGUUUUGGAUUACAACUUGAUGAGGAAUUUUUGAGGAAUCAUCAUAAAAGUCUAGGGAAACAAUAUCAUGAUAUGAGGACUCUUCUUGAUCGGAGAGUGUUUUCUUGGGAUGAAACACGUCAGAUGGUUACAGCCCGUGAUGAUGUUUGGGAUACCUAUAUCAAGGAAUACCCAGAUGUUGAGUCGUACAGGAACAAUUCUAAGCCAAAUUAUAAUGAUUUGUGCUUGAUCUAUGAAAAUUCAACUGAUGGGAAGGACCGGAGAUCAGGUCGAGAUGCCGGCUGCAAUGGAUAUGUUCGAGGAACCAUACUGAAAAAUGGCUACUGUCGGAGAACUGAUUGGAUACCAUCAAUGGAUCGAUAUUUCAUUGAUCUAAUGCUAGAGCAAGUCCGUCAAGGGAGUUUGAUUGAUAAAAAAUUUAACAAGCUUGCCUGGGGUGAUAUGGUUGCAAAAUUUAGUGCAGAAUUUGGGCAUCAAUAUGACAAAGAUGUCCUAAAAAGUCGUUUUAUGAACUUGAGGAAAAGAUUCAAUGAUAUGAAAAAUCUACUCGACCAUGAUGGAUUUGCUUGGGAUGAGAUGCGACAGAUGAUCAUUGCUGAUGAUAAUCGCUGGGCUACUUAUCUAAAGGAACACCCUGAUGCGCGAUCAUACUGCAACAGAACUCUUCCUAGUUAUAAUGAUUUGUUCUUGAUUUAUGGAGAUGCAAGUAUACAUGGGUGGCAUUUGGAGGCAGAAAAUUAUGCCGGUGAAGAGGAGGAUGAAUCCCCUUCUAGUAGCAGUCCAACGAGGAUACAUGGAACGGGUAGUGUGGGUAUAAAAUCAGAGAUUGACAAUGAUCCUCUUGAUAUGGGGUUCAAUGAUAUCUUUGGGGAUCUGCAAUCUCUGGCUGCAGAGUUUGAAAUACCUGAUCAAAGGAAAAGGCGGAAAGCUGAUGCUUCAUCAAUGCCAGCAUCAAGAAAAGCCCCAAGAACCAAUCAAGAAACACUACAUCCAUUUGAUGGGAGGCCACUUAUGGUCAAAACUAGUUUUAACAAUGAAGACCAAUAUUAUAGCUCCAUUGAAAGCAUAGUUGAUGCUCUUCAAGCCAUACCGGGCAUGGAUGAUGUGCUCUUCUUAGAUGCUAGCAAACUUCUCGAAGAUGAGCAAAAUGCCCAGAUGUUUGUGGCAAUGGAUGUCAAUCAACGAAGGAAGUGGUUAUUAAGAAAGCUUAGGCGAUAGCAUCCUUUUAUCUUUCUUAGCAUGUAAAAGUUGUUUCACUUCAACAGUUAAUGUCCAUGUAAAUUAUUCUUCCUCUUUGGAUCUCGAUUUGCAAAUCAGUUGACAUGUUAAAUGGUCAGCCCAAUGUUCGGCAGACAACAUUUUACAAAUGUUGAGAUUGGUGAAAAUUUACUCUGCAAGCUUGUUAUGAAUGAUGUGGCUUCAGAUUUUAUUUAAUCCAGAUUGACAAGCCAAGAUCCAUCGUUUCCAUUUAUCA